ACAAGCUUGUUUUAAAAUGUAUUUCAAGUAUGUAUUUGGCCAGCAGACACCGCUCCUCCUCCUCCUGCGACUGAGAGCAUGCUGUUGAACGGCAGGAAUGUGACGGUGGUGGGUGAGCGGCUUUGCUGGUCCGAUGCUCUCCUCUACUGCAGACGUCAUCACUGGGACCUGCUGAGCAUUCUGAGCCGAGAGGAGCAGAGCGAGGUGGAGCAGCUUCUGAGCCGAGGUUCUUUCCUGCUCACAGAUCAUGUCUGGCUGGGGUUGCGCAGACAGAUAAUGGGGGACAGCUGGUUCUGGAUGUCCGGUGAAGCCAUGGAUUUUACCAAAUGGCAGGACGAUUCUGCCCCCCAACGUGUGAGUCACGCCUGCGGAGCUGUAGCCAGAGGAGAGAGCUUCCUGUGGAAAGACAGGCCGUGUGAGGAGCACCUCAACUUUAUCUGCCAUUCAGGUGGCGAGGAUGGAGCACAUAGAGUGUAUUUCUACAGCAGCCGCCAAGACCCACAUACCUAGUACUUUAGGGUUCUAUUAGAGCCUACAGCGCAGUAACAGGCUUAAACUAAUUAUAGGAGAUAUCUUCUCACAUUCAGCAUAUUGAGGAAAUACAUUUUAAAUGUUUGUAAUCAAGUCAAGACUUCACCUGUCAAAUAAGGAGGAUAGUAUAAAAAAUAAGAAUAAAAUGCUAAAUAUCAGAGAAGAAUUGAUCCCAAAUGAUUUGAGCCUGAACCUAGAAACAAAACUGAACCUUCAACUUUUUCUCAACAUUUUAACUUUUUAUAAUUUGUUAUAAAAAGAAAAUCUUCUCCCUUCUAUAUUUUUUAAUUACCCCCUGGACAAAUAGAGGUUUUUUUUAAUUGAAUUGAAUUUAUUUCCCUCAUGUCCAAUACUUCUUGGACAGUUUGUUUUUAAGUCAAAGAAAGCCUC
Molecule: messenger RNA, 921 nt
Organism: Labrus mixtus (cuckoo wrasse)
Lineage: Eukaryota; Metazoa; Chordata; Actinopteri; Labriformes; Labridae
Product: lithostathine-1-beta-like
Exons: 3
Coding region: 79-510 (143 amino acids)
Source: RefSeq, a predicted model, not a curated record